This is a messenger RNA of Argiope bruennichi, 5725 nucleotides long. RefSeq names its product fos-related antigen 2-like. The transcript is spliced from 4 exons. Bases 170 to 904 code for a protein of 244 amino acids. Gene Ontology annotation, biological process: regulation of transcription by RNA polymerase II. Gene Ontology annotation, molecular function: DNA-binding transcription factor activity, RNA polymerase II-specific; RNA polymerase II cis-regulatory region sequence-specific DNA binding. Lineage: Eukaryota; Metazoa; Arthropoda; Arachnida; Araneae; Araneidae. The record is from RefSeq and is a predicted model, not a curated record. Gene Ontology annotation, cellular component: nucleus.
UGAAGAAUCAUGGAGUUGAAAUUGUACGGGCUUGUUGUAUACUAUUACUAUUUUGCGGUUGUCUCAGUGUGGUUUUAAGAUUUUGCGGUGAAUUUUUUGCCGAAGUAGCCGGAACCAGUAGCCUGUUUGAGGUCAAAAGCAUCUUGCCAUCUCGUUUCUAUGAAUCACCAUGUUCGGGUCGAACGGGCCAUGCUCCCCUGCGGACUACAUGCCACAUUACACCAGUAUUCUGGAACCAAUUUACUACCCUUCCACCAGGGAUUCUACUCAGCAGAUCCAACCGCUCACUUUCGAUUCGGAUCCUGACUGCCACAGUUCGGCACCUCCCACCCCAGAUAUCAUCUCAGGUCUGAUCAGCUUAACAGGUGGUCCGAGUCCCUCGGAUCUGUCCAGCGGUUCUUUUGGAGAUCUGACUUCGCCUGAGCCAGAUUACCACUCUGCUUCUUCGCCUCCAUCCUAUUCGAUUGAUGUUUCCAAAGUCCAGGCUACUAGAACCCAACUUAUCAAGGAAGGUCUCAAGCUGACCAUCCAGUCUAGAAGAAUGGUCCAAGGAUUGGAUAAUGCCCGACCAGAGUAUAGGAUGCCACCGCAGGAACAGUUGACUCCGGAAGACGAAGACAGACGACGCAGACGAAGGGAAAGAAAUAAAGUCGCAGCUACAAAGUGUCGUAACAAGAAAAAGGAAAGAACAGGGAAGCUAGUAGCGGAAUCUGAAACACUAGAAAUCAACAACAAUGCCUUAAAGUCCGAAAUCCAUUCUUUGGAAGCAGAAAGGAACGAACUCAUCAACCUCCUUCAGGGCCAUCUGCCUCAUUGCUCGAAGAAUUCAUCAAGGAACUACUAUGGUCAUCCCAACUCCAUCGCCAACUGCCAUGCCCCAUCUUGGUCAUCAGUUUCUGGCUGAAGAUGUUGUCUGAUUCACAUCAAUUUUGCUAAAUAUUUUUGUCCUGUGUAUGUCUGCUGGAAACAACUGGGUUAUGGUUUGUUUUUUAGAUAGCAGACACCGGCUCAGGGCUGAUGCGACGUUCACACCCAGCUGGUAGCAGAGGAAGGUGGCUUGGCAGCCAUCUUGGAUGCUUGCCUAUGAAAGGUUUCAUCCAUCAAUUAGAACAACCAUAAAAAAAAUCAGGCCAGGAAAGUCGUGCUGAAGUUGAUCGUUUUGCUCACUAAGACUCGAUUCCUUAGGAUCAUUCGAAGCAAUCUCAUUGUUAAUACUCUGCGUAUAAAAGUUUUUCAAAUAACGUAAACAUUAGCAGUAAGAUCUUAUUAUCAAAAAUGGAUUUUUAAAAAACAUAUUUCAUUGCUGCCAAGAAAUGGUACAUAUUAAGAUAAAACUUUUGUUCCAUAUUCCAAGGACAGUAGCAUAACGAGUUGUGGGUAUGAGGGUAGAGACGCUCAGAACAUCAUUCUAAGAGGCUCUGUUAUUUCUUAUUUUAAAGGGACCAGAAUUUUGCCAUAUAUUUUAUGUUUUUAAUAGCAGAAUGUAACGGUAGGGGGCGAAAGAUUUAUAUUAUGCCCCAAAAGCUAUUAAUCAUCGUUAUGCUACUAUCUGAAAUGCAGAAAAAGUUCUUAUCAGUUUUUUUCAUGUCUAAUAUUGCUAAAGAUAGAAGAUUAUAAUAGUUCAACUUCUGCUAAUGAUGACUAACUUAGAAUGGUCAGAAAUUAUAAUAGCCAUAUAUAUUUUGUAAAUAAAUUAAUUCUUAGAAGAAUGUCUUUAAAAAAAAAUUUCAUAAAAUUUUAUAAAUGUCUUUAACUCGAUCUGUUUGAACCCCCUCUUAACUGUUUUGUUUCCUCAACUGUUAGAUUAGAUGAUAAUUUCUAUUUCGAGAUGGUAUUGUCGUAUUGAUUCAGCUAAAAUUCCAUUCAGUAUUUAAGAUAUUACUGAUUUCACGUAAUUUUUGUAGUACAUUUUAGCACGCAUGAAUAAUUUAUAUUAAAAUUAAGAUAAUUUUUUAUACGUUUGACACCCCAGAAUGGCAUUUAAAGAACGAACACUUAGGAAAAAAGUAUUCUAAAGUGGUUGGAGCAUAUCUUCCUUAGUGUAUGAAACAGAAAGUUCUUAAGCAAUAUUUUAAAUUUUCUUUCAAAUUAAUGUAUAAAUUUAUGUUAAAAAUGAUCAAAAACUGACUAGAAAAUUUUAAAUACAUUUUUAUAAAAAUGUGAAUAUUUCUUGUGAUUGUAAAUCAGCGAACUUGAAAAUUUUCAACCAAAUUAUUUAUUUUUGAAUUUUUGUCGAAAAAUUUCUGGAACGAGUUAAAUAUGAAUUUGUCGUUGAUCAUUAUCAUGAUUGGUCAUUAUUUGUUAUGAAUCAUUAUUUUUCUAGUCAUCUUUUCAAGGUUUUUAAACAUCAUUUUUAAUUAUCUGAAUGAUCCUAAGAUCGACGUCGGCCUUCAAAAAGAUCCUGAUCAUUUUGUUAAGGUUGAACAUCCGCUGUAAGCAGAAACAGGCGAUAAGAUGGAGUAAAGAUAAGACAUCGGUGACGAUGGGAAAAGUAAAGCAAUGGUAUAAGUGACGUACAUAUCGGUGAUAACUGUAGCGUUUAGAUCACCCUUUAAUAAACUCACAGGUUAUAACCUGUUUCAAAAUGUGAUAGGAAAGCAUCCAAUACACGUGGUUAAAUAUUUAAAUUCAUCAUUUUUUUUUAAAUUUAUAUCUUGUAUCUUUUUUUUACAAAUGAAAUUUUAAAAUUUGAAGGCUGUUGAUUCUAGUCUGACGUAAAAGUUCAUGAACUGCUUUGUAUAUUUAAUUUUCAAUGCAUUCUAUCUUUACUGGUGACUAUUAACUUCAGCAUUUAAUUUGAUUUUAAGAAAGUAUUCCACAGUAUUUUUGUGAGCUAAAAAAAAAAUUAACUUCAUAUUUCUUAAUUAUGCAUCUCUUAACUUAAAUAGAUGAUAAAGUGCAUGCUUUCAAGGUUAUUUUUUCCUCGAGAAAUAUUGAGUCGUACAUACUGGUUUAUCAGAAUUACCUAAUCUUGAAGAUGCGAUAGCACACAUAAUGUAAUUCUACCUUUAUCUUCACUGUAAUAUUAGAUUGUUACAAAAUUAUCUCCAAGGAGGUUUUGUACAAUAAAUACUUCUUUCUUAUAAAAAAAAUUAUAUUAGCAGCAAACUUAAAUACAUAUUACUUUUUUUUUUAAGAAUUUGAUUUUAAGUAACAUAUUUAUUGACAUUUUUAGUAAUUUGAAAGGAAAAUGAAUUUUUUUUUUCCUUAUUAAUGCUUUUUGAAGAAAUAUUUCUUCAAGCCCUUUAUUUAAUGUAUACUACAAAAUCGAUUAUCUAGCAUUUCGGAAUUACCUAACAUUACAUGACGUACAUCUUUUGCGUUAUUUUCAAUGUUUUAUUAGGUCUUGAAGAAAUAAUCUAUUCAAAAGUAUUAGAAAGUCUUGCUUAAUCUUAUAUCUUUCUCAUAAAGAAUCUGUAUUAGAACCGACAUUAAAUGAAUAUUUAAUUUUUUUCCCUAAAGUCGCCAACUACGUGCUUGGAUGUAGAUUGGCGAAAUAUUUUGUAAAGAAUGGUAUAGAAGACGCUACUAUUGGCGGGAUUCACAAUGUUGCAAACAUUGCUCUGAGCCAAUUAAUAUUUGUAACCCGAUAUUCGGGAUAUAUCUAUUCAUAUAACCAUUUAUAUACAACUAACAUUAUAUUCAUAUAUAUCUUAUUACUCUGUGUAUUGUAUAUGUUAUGUAUAUGGAUACAGUGACGGAUUUAGACAUAUAGGUGGCUGUCUAGACAAUGCACAUUAUGAGGAUUAACUUUAAAAAAAUCAUAAUACUAAUUUAUUCAACGUGUUAAUUGAUUAAUUUAGAAACUUUGUGAAAAUGUGCAUUUUUUAUUUAUUUGUUUAUUUUGAUUUAUGACUGCAUGAUAGCAGACAAUUAUAUUUAAGCAGAUAUUUGGUGGUUAUAAAUACUAUAAUAACUAAAUGAACAUAUUGGUACAUAUAAUAAAGUCACCAAUUAUACUUGAUAAUGUGCCAGUAUUAUCCUAAUAUUUUAUAAUUCACAUCAUUUUUAUUUUUAAAUAUUUAUUUAUUAAAAAAUUUGGAUAAUAACUUUUUUUAAUCCAUCUACCUGCGAUCCUUCGUUAUCUCAUCUGUCCUAGGCAGCUACCUAGCUCGCUUAAUCGAAAAUCCGUCACCGUAUGAAUACAUUUAUCACCCAUAACAUUUGUUAAUAAUCGUUUAACUAACUUAUUAACUCUUACUAAUUAUAGGCGGUAGUAUUUUUUCUCCUUUAUUUUUAUAUGUAGUCGUGGUAUAUAUAACAGAUAUUUUUAAUAAAUGUAUUGUAUUUCAAUAGCGUGAUAUAUUAUAUAUGCAUUAUAUAGCAUUUUCUUUUGUGUGAUCUGAUUAUAUAAAUUUGAAUAUAAAUGUUUAACAAUUAAAAUGUCGUGUAGUGUGUAAUGUUGAUAGUUUUAUGUGUUUAACAAACUCUACUUAGUGGGACUUUUAAUCAUAGGUUAAUCUGUAUUUUUGUUUAUGUUUCUUGUAUUAAACUAAUUUUUUUUGAGUGAAAAAAAAAUGUGAAUAAGUCGAACUGGAAAAUGUUAUUAUUAUUUUACGUUUAAAUUUCUUUGAAAUGGUUAAUAAAGUUUUAGAAUUUUUUUGAAGAUAUUACGAUUUCUCCAAGAACUUUUGUUAUUUUUUUAUUCAUGGCUAACUACAGAAGCAUAAAUUUUGGAUCAAAUUUGAAAUUCAAUUAAUAUUUUUCCAAUAAAAAUAUUAUUAUUUAUAAACAGCUUACUGCAUAUUAUUCUAAUUUUUUUCCUCCAAUUUAGAAAAGAAUUUGCACAUUUUUGAAACAAAAACUUAACCGCGAACGAUUAAUUUAACUCAAAACACGAUUGAAUAAUAAGCAGUUUACAUAAUUUAACAACAGACGAUUAAUUUAACUCAAAACACGAUUGAAUAAUAAGCAGCUUACAUAAUUUAACGACAGACGAUUAAUUUAACUCAAAACUCAAUUGAGUAGCAAGCAAUUAACAUAAUUUAAUAGCAGACGAUUAAUUUAACCCAAAACAAAUUUAAUGGUAAAUAUCAGAAUUUAAUAAUAAACAAUUAAUUAACUCAAAACAAAAUUUAAUAUUAAUAAAUUCGAUUUAAGAUAAAGCAAAAUUUAAUGGCACAUUAUUAAUUUAACACGAAAUACUAUUAAACAACAAGCCAUAAAUUCAGCACAAAACACAAUUUAAAAGCACAUCGUCUAAUCUCUAAUUUCUUUUCAAAUUCAGCUAAAUAUUUUCGUAACAAAUAAUAAACAUUUCAAAAUCGUCAUCUUAUUUUUCAUGUCCUACAUAUAACAGCAGACAAUGGGAACAUAUGAUGUGAUUUGUUUCUAUUGUUGUCUCGCUUUAGCUGGAAAAUGAAUGUUCUGAAUAAUUUUGUCAAAAAUGUGCGGAACCGUUUAUGCUGUGAAUCAGCUGGCGAGAUUCCAAUUCGGCUUGGUGCUGGGUGAUCUUUAUUGUUCCUUUCCAUGACUAUACUUUAUGUUUGAUGUCGUAAAAAUACAUUUUAUAUAGCGAAUAUUUUUGCAACAUUUAGAUAUUAAUCUUUGUAUUUUAUAUACUCUGAACUUGUAUACCCUUAUAUAUGGAAUAUAUAUAAUUGUUGUUUUAUUUUUAUACGCUUAACCACCUGCAUCAGUGGCGUUUAUUGCUUACCGUGCCAAACUGUAUUGUACUAUUUUAUAUGCUUUUUUUAAUAAAGAGUUAUUUUUGUAUUUUUGUAAA